Molecule: messenger RNA, 1641 nt
Organism: Vigna umbellata (rice bean)
Lineage: Eukaryota; Viridiplantae; Streptophyta; Magnoliopsida; Fabales; Fabaceae
Source: RefSeq, a predicted model, not a curated record
AUGACGACGAGGAUGAGCACGAGGACGUGGACGAGAACGAGGACGAAGAGGACGAAUGAGGAGCAGGAGGAGGAUGAUGACGAGGACGAGGAGGACGAACACGAGGAUGAGGACGAGGACGAGAACGAGGACGACGACGGGGACAAGGACGAAAAGGAGUACGAGGAGGACGAGGACGAGGACGAUGAGGAGGAGGAUAAGGAUGAGGACGAGGACGAGGACGGGGACGAGGAUGACGAUGAGGACGAGGACGAGGACGAGGACGAGGAUGCGGACGCGGACGUGGACGAGGACGAGGACGAGGACGCGGACGAGGACAAGGAGGAGGAUGAGGACGAGGACAAGAACAAGGACAGGACUAGGACGAGGACUAGACGACGGGGACGAGGAGGAGGACGAGAACGAGACGAGACUAGGACUGACGAGGACGAGGAUGAGGACGAGGAGGAGGAGGACGAGUACGACGACGAGGAGGACGAGGACAAGAAGGAUGAGGACGAGGACAAGGAGGAUGAGGACGAGGAGGACGAGACGGAGGACGAGGACGAGGACGAGGACGAGGACGAGGAGGAGGUCAAGGAGGACAAGGACGAGGACAAAAGGACGAGAAGGACGACGAGGACUAGGAAGGUUACGAGGAGCGAUGACGAGGACAGAUUGAGACGAGGAUGGAGGAGGACGAUAAUCUCGUUCUCAUCCUCGUCCUCAUCGUCGUCCUCGUCUUCGUCCUCAUCGUCGUCCUUGUCGUCCUCGUCCUCGUCCUCAUCGCCAUCCCCGUCCUAGUCCUCGUCCUCCUCCUGCUUCUCCUCGUCCUCCUCUUCAUCCUCAUCCUCAACCUCAUCCUCAACCUCAUCCUCCUCGUCCUCGUCGUCGUCCUCGUCCUCGUCCUCCUUUUCCUCCGCGUCCUACUCGUUCUCGUACUCGUCCUAGUCCUCGUCCUCGUCCUCGUCCUCGUCCUCGUCCUCGUCCUCGUCUUCCUCGUCCUCGUCCUCGUCCUCGUCCUCGUCCUUCUCAUCCUCCUCAUCCUCAACCUCAUUCUCAUCCUCCUCGUCCUCGUCCUAGUCCUGCUCGUCCUCAUCCUCCUUCUUGUUCUCCUCGUCCUCGUCCUUUUUCUCGUCCUCGUCCUCCUCCUCCUCGUCCUCUUCGUCCUACUCGUCCUCGUCCUCUUCCUCCUCCUCGUCCUCGUCCUCGUCCUCCUCGUCCUCGUUCUCGUCCUCCUCCUCGUCCGCCUUCUCGUCCUCCUCGUCCUCGUCCUUAUCCUCCUUGUCCUCGUCCUCCUUCUCCUCCUCCUCGUCCUCGUCCUCGUCUUCGUCCUCGUCCUCGAAACCAGACUUGGCGAGACGGAUGGUGGCAUGGGUAGUAGAACUGUCCGAGUUCAGCCUACGCUACGAACCAAGAGGGUCGGUCAAGGGCCAGCACCUAGCCGACUUCGCGGCCGAGUUACCUCCCACCAGCCGAGACGAGUCGAAUUUGUACGUGGAUGGGGCGUCCGGUAGAUCGAUCAGCGGGGCCGGCAUAGUGUUGGAAGGCCCCAACGGAUUCCUAUUGAAUGUUACAACAGUUGGAUAUUCCCCAAUAGAAAUGGGACAACAUCUCGAUGGACUUUGUAACUCACUUACCAAGAUCAUGGAAGGGUCAUGA